GUUAUCCAUUAUCCAUUAUCCAUUCUACCUCUUUAUUAUCACGUUGUAUCUGUUAUGGUGGAGAAGGGGCGGGAUGCGCAGGGAGGGGAAGGAGGAGGAGGAGGAUGGCUUAGAGAAUGGGGGGAGGAGCAGAAGGAGGAGAGGAAGAGGAGGAAGAGGAGGAAGUGGAGGAAGAGGAGGAAGAGGAGGAAGAGCAGGAGAAGGAGUAGGAGGAGGAGUAGGAAGAGAGGAGGAGGAGGAGUAGAUGGCCAGGGCAAUCAAGAGGGAAAGAAUGAGCAUCAGUUAAACCAAGAGGAGACGACAGCAAAGGGAACACGAGUAAAACGAAAAUUUGAUAAUCUGGAAGAGAUGGCGGAGACGAGGAAGGGAAGGAGGAAGAGGAGGACGAGGAGGGAGGGGUGGGAGGAGGAGGGGGUGAGGAGGGGAGGAAGCGGGAAGAAGAACAGUAGUCAGAGGAGGCAGAAGGUAGCAGGGAGAGGACGAAGGCAGAACCUCAUCAGAUCGCUGCUGGCGUGCAGGAAACUACCUACAGAUGGUUGGGAGGACAACACGAUCCAGAUGUUCCUUCAUGACAUUGCAUCAAUGGACAGCAACAACUUUCUAGGUGCUGUUGGUGUGGGAGAAAGGGAAGCGCGGUGCGCUAGCCGACUUGUCUACCAACGCCAUUUUGGACUCUGCCAUGGUAUUGGUCGAUCGGGCAACGUAACGGAGGAGCAGCCAAAGGCGGCGGGCUCUUCGCUGAUUUCGAAGCUGUGCAAUCUUCUUGUGGCCCAUGCAAUGGAGAUAGCUGGACUGAAGGACUUGGGGCCUGUCUCCGUGCUGCCGGUGGCGACGGGCAUGACUCUCAUGCUGGUGCUGAUGGCUUUGAGGCAGCGGAGGCCUGCUACAGCAAGGUUUGUGCUGUGGCCUCGCAUCGAUCAGAAAACUUGUGUGAAAGCAGUUUUGUUGGCGGGGCUCGAUCUUGUCGUCAUUCCUAACCGAUUGGAAGGAGAUCAGCUGCGCACAGACACGGCCGCCCUUUUUAGAGAGGUGGAAGAUCGAGGAGCGGAUAGUAUUCUCUGCGUCGUGUCGACAACGAGUUGCUUUGCAGCACGUGCUGCGGACAGGGUACAGGAGAUCGCCAUUUUCUGCCAGGAGAAAGGUAUUCCACACGUGAUCAACAACGCCUACGGCGUGCAGUCUGCAGCUAUCUGUAAGUCGAUCAGUCGCGCUUGGCGGAAGGGACGAGUCGAUGGCAUAGUGCAGAGCACCGACAAGAACUUUCUCGUGCCGGUCGGCGGUGCUGUCGUUGCAGCGAGCAAGAUGAACCCUUCGCUGGUCGCUGACGUUAACGAGGCGUAUGCAGGUCGGGCAUCCAUGACUCCCCUCCUCGAUGUGCUGAUCACAUUGCUAUCCCUUGGCGCAAAAGGGUGGCAGAGGGUACUUCGUGACCGAGAAGAAAUUUACCCGUACCUUCGCCAGAAGCUCCAGGUGUUCGCCCAAAGCCAAGGCGAGCGCUUGCUGCAGACGCCCGACAACGCUAUCUCACUCGCAAUCACACUGUCCACUCUAGAAGCAGCCGGUGAACCGUGCAAAGAAGAUUCCACCGCAGAGGGGAAACCAGGUUGCAGCACAGAGACAAAGCAAACGAGCAGCACAGCAACGAAACCGCCUUGUCCAGUUGACGACACAGAAGCAAAACAAUCGAGCAGCACCGAGACACGACAAUUGAGCAGCAGCGCAGAGACCAAAUUGCUUCCUCAAGCAGAUGACACCACAGCAACACAAAUCAGCAGGUGUGUUCAUGAAAACGCUCAUCCCGAACACACUCAUCAGGAACGCACUCGUCAGGAAAACGCUCAUCACGAGAAUGGUCAGGCAAGGGUGCCAUCUCUGACAAUGAAUCGUGCUGCAGAAGAGGAGGCUGGCCAUUGGAUGUCAUCUUCUGGACAUAGAGGAGACACAACAGGUAUGGGGCAGGCAACCUCCUCACAUUCCCAUUUUUCUGAGGCCUUGCACACGGAGAAAGCAGAUGCUCGCCAGUGUCUGUCGUCAUUAGAAGAACAAACUAGCUGCUCUCAAUGGGAGCACUUCGAAACUGAAUCGCGGCGAAUGGCAGCUGCCGCGAAUCUGUCUGAUACGUCUUCCGUAACGGUCACAGAGAAGAAGGGGGGAGGAGGGUCAACGGUGGGUGCAGUCCUGCCGAGAUCAGGUGGAGAUGUCAUGGGAAGGGAGGUGGUAAAGGGGACAACUGAUGUCGACCGGGGGGAGCGUACACAAUGGCGAUCUUCUGACAAUUUUCAUCAGACUGCGGCAGCCUGCAGCAAUGGUGAUCAGACAGACCAUGGCUCAGCAGGCGAUCUGCCGCCUCUGAUUAACGAGUUCGCUUGUGAUGAGGAGAUUGAUUGUGGCCGCAUAGAUGGUUGCGACGCCGACUCCUCUGCCGACCAUUAUCCGCAAUCCAAAAGCACCCGACACAGAGGCUGUAAUCUCUUAAGCGACAGUCUUCAUCUCUCCCACCGCUUAGGUGGGAGAGAUGACGAUGACGAUGACAAUGACGAUGACGAUGAUGACGACUCUCGCAGCAGAGGAGGAUCUUGCCACGGGGGUUCGCCAAGUAGGUCUCAGAUUACUGUGGGUAUUCCAACGACAGCCAUUUGUUCAGCUUGUGACAAGAAGGGAACUGUAGACAAGCCAGCAUCUUUCUUACUCCAGUGGAGCGAUGAGGGCAGCCAUAGCCACAAUCACGAUAGAGAUGGUGACGGAAAGGGUGAUGGAGGUGACUCAAGGGUUGAUGACGGUGAUGAUGGAAAUGAAAAAUCAAGUGUGUAUCAUGAUCAGGCUGAGAAUGAAAGGACGUCAAUGGUUGGUGUAGGACAGCUGGAAGGAAAAGGUGUAGACUCUGCAGAGUGUCCGAUUGGGGAAUCCGGCAAGAGCGACGAGAAACUGAGGAGAAGAAACCUCACUGCAUUUGGAUCUAUGCUUUUUCUGAGACACAUAUCGGGGUGCCGUGUAAUCGCCAGGGGUGAAUGCAAGUCGGUCGGCGGGAUCGAGUUCAAAGGAUACGGCGCGUCUGCCGACAAUUACCCGUAUUCGUACAUGACGGCGGCGGCUGCAUUAGGACUCACACAUGCUGAUGUCGAUGCGUUCAUCGCAAAACUCGGUCGAUGUUUCGCCGAAUUUCGACAGAAGAGCAAAAAAGAGCGGGUGGCUGGCUCCAAGAACUAGCCCGGGAACGUUUCCGUGAUGAAAGAAGGCUCUAGAGUCUAAGCUCAG
Molecule: messenger RNA, 3255 nt
Organism: Chara braunii
Lineage: Eukaryota; Viridiplantae; Streptophyta; Charophyceae; Charales; Characeae
Source: the annotation of a GenBank genome assembly